Molecule: messenger RNA, 7477 nt
Organism: Peromyscus californicus insignis
Lineage: Eukaryota; Metazoa; Chordata; Mammalia; Rodentia; Cricetidae
Gene: Clec20a
Product: C-type lectin domain containing 20A
Exons: 10
Coding region: 268-1710 (480 amino acids)
Source: RefSeq, a predicted model, not a curated record
UCCUGGCAGCCAGCCCCCCGGGAUGGGCUCCUUCUUGCCAUUCUGCUCAUGCGUUGCAGGAUCCGUGGUGCUUCCGCCAGAGUGUCGGACGAGAACGUUUCCGUCUUUAUUCAGGCUAUAUCCUGGCAAACAGCAGGCACUCAAUAUUUGCUUAGGAAAAUCUAUCAGUUUGGGUAGCAAAGAGAAGGGAGCAAGAAAGACGUGAGCACACUAGGCUCAGUCUUUACAGAAGGCCGUCAGCUGCAGGAGAUUUAUCGGGCCACCAUCAUGCUGCCUACAUGGCUGUGGCUCUCCUGCAUGACAGGAAUUCUCCAGAUGUUCUUUGCAACAGGCAGCUUCAUCAACUCUGCCCUCCAGCUGGUGAGCAACAGCAAGACCUUCUAUCGGGUGGAGGAGCCACGGACCUGGAAAGAGGCCAUGUUCUACUGCCAGGAGCGUUACACAGACCUCGCCGACCUGCAGAGCAUGAACAGCCCAGUGAGCAUCAUGGUGGUCUACUCCUACCUCAGCAGUACCCAGGCAUGGAUCGGCCUCUUCUAUGAUGUGCGCAUCUCUGGCCUGAGCUGGUCUAGUGGUUCCAUCUUUGCCACCCCGACAUGGAGUACACUGCCUGUCUUCCAAGAUGGCAUCUGUGCUACUGUGUAUUCAAAGAUCUCGGUCCCUGUCCUAGGGGCUGCCACCUGCACAGCUCAGAAGCCCUUCAUUUGCUAUUAUGACCCCGCUGUAGGACACCGCAGAUCCUCAGGGUCCACUAUUCAAGAACUGACCACUCUUCCAGAAGAAGCUGAGGUCAAGAUUGGUGGACAGACCUUCAUUCGGAUUGAGAAAACCAUGUCAUGGUUCUCAGCGCGGACCUACUGUCGCAACCACUACACAGACCUGGCCAAUCUGCAGAGAGUGACUGAUGAGGAGGGCAAAGAAACCCUCCAGUCCAUCACAAAUGAUGUCGAUGCCUGGAUUGGCCUCUACUUUGAUACGACGAUCAAUAAUCUGACCUGGUCCAGUGGCUUGGGUUCCAGCAUCCCCAAGUGGCUUCAGAAACUACCCUUGUUUGGGCAAGGACUGUGUGCAGGACUCCGUGUCUUUUCCAAUGGCCCACCUCAGAUUUAUGCACUCCUUUGCCAUGAGCUGAAGCCUUUUAUCUGUUUCUAUGACCCCUCGACAGAGAGGCCUCCACUCAUUGACACUUCUUCCCUCAAAGUGACUCACCCCUCCAAGGUUACUGCAAGGACAACCUCUAGGCCAAACACAGGGACCAGCACAGACCCCACAGAGGCCGCCCGAGCACUGGCUUCAGCAACUUGGAUCUCGCAGCAAGUGAGUCAUGAACCAACUGAGGUCAGCUCUGGCACCUGUGGCUUCAGCCCCUGUGAAACCACUACUCCUACCUCCAGCACCAUGGGCCUCACAGCUCUCCAAUCUCAGGAGAUGGUUUCGAUAAUUCCUCUAGCAACAUCAGCACCUACAGCAGCUGUGACCAGCAUAGAGGAUGACACACAUACAGGAGAUACAGCUACUGCCACCCAGGCCCAACACAUAAGCUCAGCUAAGCACCCAGGGUCUAAAGAGAAACCAGCAGCAGACUUGGAGCACUCCUUUGGAAUCCUGAAAGCAGAUUUUACCAUCUCAUCACUGAGUGAUCCAGAAGAGAUGAAAGACCAACUUUUGAGUGAGAAAUACUUAUUUGGAGCUGGAGUUACAGGCUGGUGAGCUGCCACACAGGUCCUCUGCGAGAGCAGUAAGUGCUCUUAACCAUCAAGUUAUUUCUCCAGCCCUGUUACUUUUUCUUUCGGUCUCACAUGUGCUGGUCUUCUCGGUUACAUCACUACCAAACAAACAGCACUACAGUAUACAAUUCUUUUGAACUACAGGGACUAAUUCAAUGUACAAGAAAUGAUCAAUACAAUUUUAUAUAUUAACACUGAGUUUUCUUCAGAAUUCGCUGCUAAAAUAAAAUGCAUUAUAAGAGAAGGACACUGUUCUUCCCAUAGUUCUUUGGAAGGGCAUUAAAGGCUUUUCAUUAACAACCAUCCCAUCUCCUUUUUAUAAGCUGGGUAUAUAACAAAGCUUAUUAUCUCUAAUUCAUAGUCAAAGAAAUGGAAGACAGCGGCUGGUAAGUGGUUCAGAUUUCAUCAUGCUUAGCUAUAGCCUUAGGAAGUACAUUUAUAGUUACUUGACUUUUAAGAGGUCAUGAAGGGUGAAAAGGACAGGAAAAGGAGAUAUCCUACAGUCUCCUUUGAGUUGAUGCUAUGCAGGCUUUCCCUGGACAAAAUAACGCUCUAGGCACAAAGGCCUGACACAACCGUCUGGCUCUGCUGGGACCGUGGGAACAGGCCAGCUCCCCUGUUCCUUGCUAGUGUUUACUAGAUGUAAACAGCACUUGGUUUCAGUUUCUUCUGUCUUUAAGAAAUUCUCAUCAAUGAAUAACCAGUUUGCUAUCAACACCAAAGCAACUCAACUCUGACAGUUCUUAAAGAGUUUGGUUAGAAGAGGUCUUGGCAAAUCCAAAUGUGAAGACUGCAGCAUGAUACUGGAGAGCUUGUUAUGCCUAUUUAAAAGUCCUUUCAAAUUCAAAUUUCUGACAUACUAAGCCUGAACAACUCAUAUAUUUAAAAUAAAUAAAGUCUAUUAUUAGUACAAGAUACAUGAUAUGCUUUUAAAAAAAAGUAAAAGAGAAGAAAUGAGAAAAAAAGAAAUCCAGACAGGUGCUCAAAGGGGUCAAAAUAUCCAGAAUUUCUUGAGAAAGAGUUGUUUCUUGGUAAAGCAUUUUGCUAGGAUUUUGUUUCCUUCCUCCUCACUAUUGGAGAAGACUGAAGCCAGCCACACUGCCAACAAAGGCCUCUCUCUGUCUCCUUUGUGCUAAGACACAAAUGGAAUCUGCAUGGGACACAGCCACUGAUAAUUAUAGCUGCCAGCAGAACAAUCCCCACAAAGACACCCUCUAGGUUGGGAGAAAGAAAAAAAAUUCCCUAACACAAUCUGCAAUUAAAAUAUGUAGAGGAAUUUGCUUUAAAAAUGUGCUGAUUAUACAGAGGACUCAUGUGAGAUGAAAAAAACACAAGAAAUGGAAAGAUAAUAAUAAAAAGAGUAACAACAAGUUCAAAAGAAUAACCAUUUACUUAAUGGAUAGAAAAAGCCACUGUAGAAAAUUCACAAACUUGAGCAGUCAAAACACGAGGUUUCAACUUCUAUGAGAGGGCUGUUAUCAGCAGGUAUAAAUGAAGAUGGAUAUUUUAAAUGUGUCAGGACAGCUCACUGUUUCUUUGUUCCAGUUCAUGGUAGUAUAGACAUUCUCUAGUUCAUUAAUGGUUGUGACAGAAAAAUUAAAAUUCAAAUUUGUUUUUGGAGAUGAUAUACAUCUACUACCUCCUACUUAUCUAGGCAGUCUUAUAUUCAUUUGUGGAAGCAUAUGUUUUGUGCUUGUGUGGUUGGUGUCAUAUUUUUCUAUAGAAAAAUAUAAGUAGCAACUGGUCAUAGGCAAAUGCAUGAGAAUUAUAAACACAAAUAUACGUGAUAGGACUACAUGAUAGAGGGAAACAAAAUGGAAAGGCAGAAGUAGCAAGAGAAAAAUUUACAACAUGUUUUAAAAAAAAGUUUAUUUAGUACACUGCAUGGGGCAGUUGGGUGAGUAAUAGCAAGAGUACUGUCUGCCCAAAGAAGAGAAUUCUGAUUUUCCUUUUCUUUUCAGGACUGAACCUAAUCAAUGAGAACUUUUCUACUUUCACCUCAUCCCCACUGCCCUCUAGCUGCCCUAAGCUAGAGGAAAUGUUUGCUUUCAUAUAGCAUUUCAUCUCUAAAAUUACUUAGCUGUGCAUUCUUCCUCCAAUAAAUACUUUAACUCUCCGAAAGUAGUUACCAUCAACCGGAAGCCAGCACAGAAACAUGUGAUGAAAUUAAAUUUCAAGAAGGCUUAAAUAAAUGAAGGCUUUUUAGCAAAAAUCAUGUACACUUCUGGACAAAUCUAUGUGUAUAUAUAAAAGACAUGCAGCAGGCCAGCUGUGAGGGUACAGGCCUGGGGAACCUGAAGAGGAGUAAGUAGGAUGGCCAUAGCUCCUGGCCAGCUUGAGCUACACAUACAGGAGUAUACAUGACUUUUCCUCAGAUGAUCCUAUUAGAUCAAAUGAAUCAGUAUAAUCUUGUGAAACAAUAAGCUAGAAGGAAGAACUCAAUCUCGAGGAGCUUUGUUCCUCCAGAAAGAAUAACCACCUGGGAUAUCUUCCUCAGAAGCUGGCUUCCAGAAAAAGCUUAAGCUCAUCCUCAACUUCUGUAUCCACGGAUUCUGCAAAUGUCCAACUUUUAAAAUACAAAUCAAUGCAAGGGCAGGGGGAAAGGGUUCUGACUGUAGUAGCAACAAUGCAGAGCUAACUAAAUCAGGAAGUACCUCCCUGUAAAAAUGUAGCUACAUUACUCACAUGAGUUGGGAUUUUAGUGUAGUCUUCCUGAGCACCUAUUCUGUUCCCUAAAAAGAUGUCAUAGAAUUCUUUUAAUCAUCAACUCUUUAGAACUUAUACGGUAUAAAUAUGUUUCAAAAAAUUUCAUGAGAGAGGGCAGGGGCUCACUAGCCCUCACCCAAAGCUGGAGAGCUAUUAAUAGUUGAUAGCUUCUGGAAGGAGGGUUACAUUUUUUUUUAAAGGAAUGUGGCCCCUAGUAGGUAUACUCCACUCUAGUGGAUGACCUCACACCCACAAGUAUAUAGGUAAUGCAUGAAGUUGGAAGGGGACGGAAGGUAGAUGGUGAGUAGAUGGGUGUGGGAGAAUAUGAUCAAAAUACACUGUCUGCAUUAUUAAAUUCUCAAAGAAUUAAUGAAAAUAUACACAUAGUAUACACAGAAGUCACAGAACUAGUUAAGGGGUCAUGUGAUGGAAUUUCAAGUGAAGGGGAUAGACUUCAGGUAGAAUGAAGGAGAAAAGGGGAAAUAAUGGGACAGGAAGUGUUAAAUGGUAGUGGGGGAUGGGAAGGGAGCAUAGAGGAGUUAGUAUGGACAACUAACACUAAAGACCUCUGAAAAUGCCCCCAUAGAAACCUACCACUGUAGAUGCUUACACACACACACACACACACACACACACACACACACACUCAUUUAUUUAUAUGAGGAACUUAAAUGGAAUUACUUGAUAAGGGCGGUGCAUGGGGAGAAGAUGGUAUGCUCUCUCAGCACCAGGCUCCAUAAGCUAUCAAAUGAAAAGGCCAGUGCCAAGUCAGGUUACCUCAUUUUGAAAUGUUGGUCAGCAGGACCCCAUAGAUCACAGCCAAACAUUAGAGGCUACUGCCAUUGCUCUUGGUUUCCUUCCACAACUUGAAAGAUAACCUUCCUGCUAAAGACACUUGAGUCAUAGGACAAUCAAGCUGAUGCUGACCUGGAAGCUUCAUCCCUAUUGACUAGUUUUCAUCGUGCUGGACGGUUCUAUGCAUGCUCCUGGGGGAAAAAAGUAAUGAACAGUCUUCCCAGCUGUGAACCCUGUAAGCUACAAUAACAACUGGUUUGGCAAGAUAUGUCUAAAGAGCGGGGCUAGAGAGAUGGCUCAGUGGUUAGGAGCACUGACUGCUCUUCCAGAGCACCCUGGUUCAAUUUCCAGCACCCACAUGGCAGUCCACAACUGUCUGUAGCUCCAGUUCCAGGGGAUCCGAUACCCUCACACAGGCAUACAUGCAAGCAAAAGACCAAUGCACAUUAAAAAAAAAAAAAAAAAGAUAUGUCUAAAGAGCACCUAAACUCUUGGGAUUUAAAGCCUGUUCCAUAGACAGAACUCAUGCCUAGUAGUAUUAACUGGGCCCACAUCCCGUCACUGAUUAGGUGAUUGGCCUUAGGGGACAACCUAAUAUUAUUAUUCUGCUAAAUGAACACAGUAUGAAACUGACACCCUUAACUUCUUAUCUUUAUACCAAUAUAUUAGUGCAUCUCUCAACCCUAAUGAGAAAAGCUUCUCUUUGUAGUAGAUGGUGAUUAAUACAGAGACCCACAACUGGUCAGUGUGUAGAGAAUAAAGACUCUGGAGUGCUCAAUCUAAAUGAGAUAUCAAUAGCAUACAUCUCCCCCCUUCAAGGCUCAGGGAUCAUCAUGGAAGAGGAUGCAGAAAGAAUGUAAGAAACAGAUAGAGCUGUUUUGUGAAACAUUAUUUGCUGGACAUGACAGAACCACCACACACAUUAACUCAUAGCAGCUGUGACUGUAUGUACACGAUUAAGCAAACCCAAAUCCCAACAUAGCCAGGGAAGGGAUCAUUAAGUCCUACAUCUAGCUGAGAUGCCCCUGACACCUGACUGUUGCUUGUGGGGAGACAGUAAGUUGUCUUUAGGGAUGUGGCUCUGGAAAAACUACUCAUGUUCCAGUAGAUAGUCAGUCCUAUACCUAAGUGGACUCAAUGUUUUAUUUGUUUUGAGAGAGUGAACACAUGGAACUGGGAUACAAAAGUGGUGUUAGAAGGUAAGGGAGGAUCUGGAGGGGAGGGAAUGGGGAUGGAUUUGAUCAAAAUACAUCAUAUGCAAAUUCUCAAAAAAUAAAAAUAGGUAAGCCAGGUAUAGUGGUGCAAAGCUAUAAUCGCAGUGCUUGGGAGACAAAGGCAGGCUGAUUCUAUGAGCUCAUGGCCAGCAGGGUUACUUAGUGAGACCUGUCUCCAAAAAUAAGUAAAUAAAUAAUAAAAUGAAAAUUUGUAUUAAAAAUUCCACAAAUGUAAAAUUUUCUUAGGCAGAAACUUAGAUGAAACAAACACACAUGGGGAGCAGUGAAAGAGAGACUUCUAAAGUUAUUAGUUUAUGUCUAAGGGAAAAGUAUGUAUAAAUGACUCAAAAUGUCAUACAUAAGGGAAGGAAUGAUUGCAUUUUAGGCAAAUAAUAAAAUUUCAAAAUGUUCUAUCAGGAUUGGUGUGACAUUAGCUGGACCUGUCUAUGUAUGCAGUAAUCUAAGGGAAGCGCAAAUAUUUCAAGUACUUAUCAACUAUCUAUGUUUCUGUAAUUCUUCCCCUUGCCUCUCUAGGUGAUCAGUUGUUUAUUUUUCAAGCUAAUUCCAGGAAAUGGCACAUGGGACUUGGCAUUUCCACAGGGAGCUGGGGGAUGAAGUGGAGAGCAGUUACAUUAUACUGUAAGUUCAGAAUGCAAAACUUUAUUCUAGAAGCUUAAGGAAAAAAUUAAGAAGGAUUAAUUUCCAGAUUCCCUAAAUACAGUUGAUUUUGCCUGUAGAUCUCCUUUAUAACUGUGUAAUUAUUCACCCAAUGCCACAGCUCUGCUCUAAGCACACCCUGAAGAAGCAGCUGUUCCUCAUGGAAAAGAAAAGCCUCCUGAGGGUUUGUUAGUCUCCUAAGAGUCAAGCUCUGUUCUGCUCUCACCUAGUCAGAAUCUUCCAAACCUUUCCAUUUCUUUCUUCUCUUUAAAGGUUACAGAAACAUUCUUAAGUGGAAACCUUCUUAUCUGUUUGAUUUCUGGACACUUUCUAUAUAAAGAAACAACCCAGUUGUCCAACCAAGUAGAAGCCAAAGUC